This is a messenger RNA of Daucus carota subsp. sativus, 1256 nucleotides long. Its product is annotated as transcription factor MYB14. Lineage: Eukaryota; Viridiplantae; Streptophyta; Magnoliopsida; Apiales; Apiaceae. The transcript has 3 exons. The record is from RefSeq and is a predicted model, not a curated record. Bases 156 to 920 code for a protein of 254 amino acids.
AUGAAAUGGACCACUUGCCCCCUUCUCUAUUCAUCUAUAUAUAAACCGACCCACAUUCUUAUUCCCCAAUCUCAUUUCAAGCUUUUAACUCAUCACUUCUCUUCGCAACUCAUAUAUUUUCAUACCAACAAAGUAACUAAACAACUAUAUUCAGAAUGGUGAGAGCUCCUUGUUGCGAGAAGAUGGGACUGAAGAAAGGUCCAUGGACUCGAGACGAAGAUCAGAUUCUUAUCAAUCAUGUCACUCUUCAUGGCCAUGACAAUUGGCGAGCUCUUCCUAAACAAGCUGGUUUGUUAAGAUGCGGGAAGAGUUGUAGGCUUCGGUGGACAAAUUAUCUGCGGCCGGACAUAAAACGAGGAAAUUUCAGUCAAGAGGAGGAGGAAACUAUCAUCAACUUGCAUGAAGUUCUUGGAAACAGAUGGUCUGCAAUUGCAGCAAGCUUACCAGGACGAACAGACAAUGAGAUUAAAAAUGUGUGGCACACUCAUCUAAAAAAGAGAAUCAACAAAGUUCCAAAAACUACUGCCCCAACAUCCCAUAAUGCAGAACAAUCAAGUGAUCUGAAAUUUACCUCCCCUUCGAGAUUUCAAGUUAAGGAUGAUAUUUCCCAGCAAAAUUCCCCUCAACAACAAUCAUCAAUGACCACCAGUAGUGCUGAAGAUAACACGAGUGCUGAACCCUUGACCGAUUUUCUCGAAGUCGAUGAUUCAUUCUGGUCCGAAGUAUUUUCGAGCGAGAACUCCAGCGACACAAGUGAGUUUCUAGCGGAUAAUGGUGGUACAGCUACGAGUGGAUUUAACGGUGAUGACUUCCAUCUUCAAUUCCCGGAAUUCGAUAAUGAUCACAUGAACAGGGAUAUCAUGGACAAUUUCUGGUACGAUAUGUUAACAAAUUCAUCUGGGCCGCUACCGGAAUUUUAAAUGAAAGAUGUUCCGGCCGUUUUAGAGUAGAUGAGUAAUGGGAGUUAAAUAGCGACUUUGGAAAUCAUAGGUGAUUAUAUUUCUGGUUUUCUAUUUUUCUUGUUACCGAUUAUUACUAGCCAUAGGCUUACCGUUUUGGUGUGUAGUGUACAACAUUCCAAUGUAGAUAAAGACCAAUACAAUCUAAUUAAGCAAGCCUCGGGCGUUAAGCAAAAAAAAAGUGCUCAUACAUUUGUAUAUAUACUCAUGUAAUUUGGCCUUGUUUUUCUCAAAUAAUUCCGUUGAUAUAUUUGUAUACACGUAAAUAAUAAGUACUUGUGAAAAUUAAAGUUUAUA